Messenger RNA from Exaiptasia diaphana, 1174 nucleotides. Its product is annotated as 28S ribosomal protein S5, mitochondrial. The transcript has 10 exons. The coding region runs from base 1 to 1113 and encodes 370 amino acids. Gene Ontology annotation, cellular component: ribosome. Lineage: Eukaryota; Metazoa; Cnidaria; Anthozoa; Actiniaria; Aiptasiidae. The record is from RefSeq and is a predicted model, not a curated record. Gene Ontology annotation, biological process: translation. Gene Ontology annotation, molecular function: structural constituent of ribosome; RNA binding.
AUGGCGGUCAAUUUGGUAAGGUUAGCAUGUGCAGCAACUACAAGAGCAAUUUUACCCCGAAACUCGUCUUUAUUGACCACUGCUAAUGCAAGGAUCUUACAUAGAGUUAGUCUUCUAUCAGUUMAAGUUACUGGUCCUCAGAUGACAUGCAGGAACUUCUCAAGUCGAGAUGGGGAAUAUGAAAAGCUGUGGACUGCAGCAACAGGAGGAAGAGGAACUGGACGAGGAAGAAAGAAAACAGUACAGAAGGGUGUUGACCCAGAGAAAUUAAAAUAUGGCCGUGGUSAAACUAAAUGGGAAGGAUUCAAUGCCCCUGUUGUUCUUGAAGGAGCUGAAGAAGUAGAAAAAGAAGUUACGGRAAAGAAAGAAUGGGAAAAAACUGGAAAAGGAAGAAUACCAUGGAGUCGAGGGUGGAGUGGAAGAACAUGGCCAGGAAGAAAGGCUGGCAGUCCAGAAAGACCAGACAAAGAAGUGUUAGAAGAUUUUGAUUCUGUUGUUCUUGAGCUGGUGAGAGUUAGCAAUGUUACAUCUGGAGGAAAGAAAAGGUCACAAAGAGCACUGGUUGUUAUUGGAAACAGGAAUGGUGCUGCUGGGUUUGGAGUUGGAAAGGGCAGUACACCAAUGACUGCUAUCCGCAAGGCUAGAAAUACUGCAGCAAACUAUUUGUACUACGUAGAACGCUGUGACGGCCACACAAUUUUCCAUGAUUUGGAGACACAGUACAAAAAGACGCAAAUAAUAUUUCAAAGGAAACCAAGUGGCUAUGGUUUAAGAUGUCACCGUGCAAUCAAAGAAAUAGCUGAAUUACUGGGUAUUGAUGACAUGCGCUGUAAAGUAAUUGGUCCGACUACGCCUCUCAAUCUUGUGCGUGCUGUAUUUCAAGGCCUUACUAGCCAGGAAACACAUCAAGAAUUGGCAGACAGAACUGGUCUAAACGUUGUAGAGUUUAGACAGGAACUUGGUAACAGACCAAUUGUAGUUGCAUCACCUAGCAACAAGGCAGCUAAAGAGUCUCUCAAAAAACGAGUCMAAAAAGAUGAYUAYGACUUUCAYGAAAUAUUUGACCCAUACAAAGGAUUACACAGACCUAAGAAAAAGUCAGAGUUAUUUUAAUAUCAUAAGCUUGCUGUACAAACAAUUUAAAGCAAUAAAAAUAAUUUAAAAGUGUAUUUUC